CUUAGUCAGUGGUUUAUAAUACGGCGGACAUGUUGUAAAAUAUCAGAUACAAUAAAUAUAUAAAUAUAUUAAAAAUAUAUAAAGCUUAUUGCAAUAAUUAAUCUUUAUAAUUAGAUGUGCGUUGGAAUAUUUUAUUUGUGUUCCCUUGCUCGACAAUGAGUUGGGGCAGCGAACUCUGGGAUCAGUACGACAAUUUGUCGCUACACACUCAAAAAGGGAUCGAUUUUUUGGAGAGAUAUGGACAUUUUAUAAGGGAUAGAUGUAAAAUUGAAGUUGAGUAUGCGGGAAAUUUGAGGAGGUUAGUAAAAAAUUAUUUGCCAAAAAAGAAAGAAGAUGAAGAUUAUCAAUACAGUCCUUGUCGUGCGUUUAAACUUGAAUUAAAUGAAGUAAAUGACCAGGCAGGACAACGGGAAGUGAUAGCAGAAAAUCUUCAGGCUAAUGUACUCCGCGAGUUGACGAUACUUGUCAAAGAUUUCAAAGAGGAUCGUAAAAAAUACUUGCAAGAAGGCGCGCGACUGAUGACAACUCUUGCAACGCAGAUUGGUGGUCUAGAGCGGGCUCGUAAAGCCUACGAAAAGGCAUUCCGAGAGGCUGAGCGCGCACUAGAAAAUUAUCAGCGUGCUGACGCAGAUUUAAAUUUAUCGCGCGCGGAGGUGGAGAAGCAGAGAAUGAAUAUGACGAUGAAAACACAACAGAGUGAGGAAGCGAAAACUGAGUAUGCUAAUCAGUUACAGAAGACUAAUGAAAUGCAGACGCUACAUUAUCAUACUGCUAUGCCACAAGUUUUUCAUCAACUUCAGGAAUUAGAUGAAAAGCGAAUAAAAAAUAUGCGUAACUACAUGUUAAAAUCAGUAGAAAUCGAACGAGCAGUAGCACCAAUAAUAUCUCAGUGUCUCGAUGGUAUUGAAAAAGCAGCAAAUGAAAUAAAUGAAAAAGAAGACACGCUAUUAGUUAUAGAGAGAUUCAAAAGUGGGUUCACGCCACCGGGUGAUUUCCCAUUUGAGGAUCUUUCCGUCGCUAAAUCAUACGACAGCAACACGCAAUUGUCCCAAACCGCGACAAUGCAACCCAUUCAUAAUCAUCUAACAGUAAAAGGCACUGUCUCGGGCGGUAAAAUUAAAAAACGCGUUGGAAUCUUUGGAAUAUUCAGCAGCAACAAGAAUAAUGUACCUGGUUACGGUGACGCUGCAAAGGAGGACUGCAGCGAUCUCCCGCCAAAUCAGCGAAAGAAACGACUGCAGCAGAGAUUAGACGAGAUACAGGCUAAAAUAGCCCAGGAGACUGCAGCGAGGGAUGCGCUGAUGAAAAUGAAGGGCGUGUAUGAACAAAAUCCUGCGCUGGGCGACCCUAUGAGUAUAGAGGGCCAGCUUAAUCAGUCGAGUCACAAAUUAGAUAAGCUUGGUUCUGAGUUAAUUAAGUUCCAAGGUUAUUUUGAUGAUGCCAUUAAAACUGGAGUCGGUUUAUCCAGUCCAAGUCAAGCACAAAGAAAAGCCCCAACGAGUAACGGGUCAUCAGCACGAGUGAGUUCACGUCGAUCGAGUCAUUCAGGCGGUGAGGAAAGUUUAUCGCGGUCUGCAUCUGACUCGAGUGUUGGUAAUGCUCAUGCCCAAGCACAUAAACAGACAACGUCACCUAGCACACCUCAGCCUACACAUGACCCGGAGUCUGGUCUUGGUACUUCGAGAACUUCAUUGCCUGGCAGUGGUGCUGGAGAGGAGUACGAUGCUGAUGAACUCGACGCUCAACCUCCUCUGGGAACUUGUCGUGCUCUCUAUCCAUUUGAUGGUACAUCCGAAGGUUCGAUUCCUAUGUACGAUGGCGAGGAACUCUACAUGAUUGAACUAGACCAAGGGGACGGUUGGACGCGAGUACGUCGCAUGUCUCAGCCCAUCGAGGGCUUUGUUCCCACCUCCUACAUAGAGUAUCAACUUUUCGACACAUAACCUUCCUGCUAAAUUUUUUUUCGACAAAUAAUAAUUUUUUCAAAAAAAAAAAAACAAAAAAAAAAAAACGAAAAAAAAAAAAAUUCAAAAAACAAAAAAAAAGUACUAAUCUAAUCGUUUUUAACUUGGGUAAGUCGAUUCAAAUACUCAGAUAAGAACAAAACGCUAAUCGUGCAAUCUGUUCUCAAUUUAAUUAUUAUAAUUACUAUUAUUAUUAUUAUUAUUAUUAUUACAAUAAUUAUAUUUUAUUUACGUCGACACGCAAUACAAGAAAGGAAAGUGCUUAUAUGAACAAUUAUAAUUAAUUAAUUAAUUAAUCAAAAAAUUAAAAGAAAAUUGCUUAAUCGAGAGAUAAUGGAUCGAUUUAUAAAAUGCUUCAUUGUCGUUCGAUUGACGUGCUUGUGUCACACUACGUGUGCUUUUUUUAAGGUAUUAAAAGUUUCGUGUAUCCUUUUUAUUAAUUAUUAAUUUAAUUAAUUAAAAAGAAGAAAAAAUAUAUAUAUAAAUAUAAAUAUAAAUAUAUAAAUAAAAGAUGUAUAUACGACGGUGGGUUAAGGGUAACUAUAAAUUUAUUUAAUUAGCUCUCUGUACACGGGGUUGUAAUUUGUUUAAUUUAAGUUUUUAUAGUGCACUUGAGUUUUAAUGAGGAAAUAAGUUGGGCUUGUGGGUACUCUUUUGAGAAGAAAUUUCAUUUUAAAAAUAUUUUUACUCUUUGUAUUUUGGCGUAAGAGUGAUAGUUCACGAGAUAAAUAUACUAGCUAUUAAAAUACACAUUUUUUGUUUUAUAAAUUAAAAAUAAGUAGGGCAUGUGAGUACUCUUCCUAAAGGAAAUUUAAUUCCCUACAAUUUUGGUCCUUACAACUUUCUUCCUACGACCAACCAUUUCCAAGAUAAAUUCCAAGUCAUACUUUUAAUUACUCUAAUUACUCGAACAAAUAUUUAAAAUAAGUAAGUCUUGUUGGUAUUCAUUCUUCAGGUAAUUUAAUUUAAAUCAUUUUUUUAUUCUUCGUGUUUUGUCAUAAGAGUGAUAGUUGACGAGAUAAAUAUACUAGGUAUUUAAAUAUAUAUAUAUAUAUAUUUUUUUUAAAUCAAAAAUUAGCAGGGCAUGUGGGUACUCUUUCCAAAGGAAAUUCGAUUCCUUACAAUUUUGGUCCUUAUAAUUUUCUUCCUACGACCAACCGUUUUCAAGAUAAAUACCGUGUCAUACUUUUCAUUACUCUAAUUACUCAAAUAAAUAUAUAAAAUAAGUAAGUCUUGUGGGUACUCUUUCCACAGGAAAUUAAAUGCUCUCAAAUUUUAGUCUUAUAAAAUUUACCUCUAAACUCAAUGGUUUGCAAGAAUUUUAUGAAACUCGUAAAGUGCACUAUUAUUUAAUCAGUACAGAGAGUUAAAUUUUUAAUAAAUAUCUUUUUAUUUUAUUUACUAAACCGUAUCUUU
Microplitis demolitor is the source of this 3380-nucleotide messenger RNA. It is a transcript of the gene Cip4, whose product is annotated as formin-binding protein 1-like. Gene Ontology annotation, molecular function: protein binding. Lineage: Eukaryota; Metazoa; Arthropoda; Insecta; Hymenoptera; Braconidae. The record is from RefSeq and is a predicted model, not a curated record. Gene Ontology annotation, biological process: signal transduction. Bases 156 to 1943 code for a protein of 595 amino acids. The transcript has 8 exons.